Molecule: messenger RNA, 2248 nt
Organism: Pteropus alecto (black flying fox)
Lineage: Eukaryota; Metazoa; Chordata; Mammalia; Chiroptera; Pteropodidae
Gene: LAD1
Product: ladinin 1
Exons: 10
Coding region: 75-1721 (548 amino acids)
Molecular function (GO): structural molecule activity
Source: RefSeq, a predicted model, not a curated record
GAAGGUAUGUGCUUAGGGUGGGGCUGAGAGUCACGGCCUUGGACUCUGCAUGUGGGUCAGUGUGCCGGGGGCGGAUGUGGGAAUGCCUUUGGGUUUCGGCCCGGCAUCUCUGUGCCGACGGCCGGGUGCUUACCCCUGUGUGCGGGCCGCUUGCGGCCGGCGAGCUGAGCGGAGGCCUGUGUGGGCAGCAGGUUCUCCGCUGCCGAGUCUGGGUCUUGGGCGCCCGAGCAGGGUCGGCCUGGGUGUUCACCGACAGCCUCGGUGCAGAGCCUCGGGGUGGAGAUGGGAAGCAGGCCCGAGCUCCCCACCUGGCCAGGCAGCGGACCCUGGAAGAUGAGGAGGAGCAGGAACGUGAGCGCCGGAGGCGACAGCGGAGCCGCAGCUCCAGCACGGACGAGGCCCCGCGGCCUGACCCCAGCGGAGGCCGCCCGGCUGCCGACAGACUGCCAAGCGUGGAGGAGACAGAGGGGCCCGAGUCACCACCGCCGGCCCCUGGAGAUGGGAACGAGGGCGUCCAGGCCGUCGUCAGGACCCGGCAGGAGCGGAGGCAGAGGCGGCGGGCAGUGGAGGUUGCGCAGACCCCCACCCAGGGGCAGCUGGAGGCAGGAGGAGGAGGGGACAGCCUGGGGCCUGCGCAGGUGCAGCAGCAGCCCCUCGUGCCCAAGAGGGAGGUCGAGGCACCACCUCGCCGCAGGCUGAGCCGUGAGCAGCGUGGCCCGUGGGCCAGGGAGGAGGAGAGCUUGGUGGCCAGGGAGCCGGGAGGCGGGCUGAAGGGGGUCUCGGGGAAGCCCGCAGCCUCCGAGUCCCCUUUCCCGGAGAAGGCGUCGGCACUGGAAACGAGGCUGGGCGCACAGGGAGCGCUGGGGCUCGGGAAGCCAGCCCCAGAGAGAACCGGGGUGACCGAGAAGCUGCCGGCCCCAGGCAAGCCGUCAACCGCCGAGAGGAGACUGGUGUCUGAGAAGGCGUCGGUCUUCGAGAAGUCACCGGGAUCAGAGACACAGCUGGUCCCCGAGAGGGCCGUCUCCUCGGAGGAGCCCCAGGCCCAGGAGCCGCCCGCCGCCGGGGGAGGCCUGAGCACCAUCUCCGAGCAGAGGGCAAGGGACCUGCCUGAGAAGACCCCCCGGUCCUCGGCAGAACCAGGGGCAUCCGAUCCUCCGAGCACGGUGUCCCACCUCCCGCCCGUCACACUCCAGGUGAAACUUCCCAGCAAGGAGAAAGAGGCGGACACGUCCUCGCCCACCCGGGCCACCUACAGCAGCUCCCUCCAGCGCUCCAGCCCCCGGACCAUCUCUUUCCGGAUGAGCCCCAGGAAAAUCAACUCGGAAGCAGCCCUAACCCGCAGUGCCAGCGUGAGGCUCCCGGCCAGCACAGUCAAGCUGGGCGAGAAACUGGAGCGGUACCACACCGCCGUGCAGAGGUCGGAAUCCGUGAAGUCCCCAGGCUCCCCCCGCACCGAGCUCUUCGUGGCCCCCGUGGGGGUAGCUAGCAAGCGCCACCUCUUUGAGAAGGAGCUGGCGGGCCAGAGCCGAGCGGAACCCGCCUCCAGCCGGAAGGAGCACCUGAAGCUCUCGGGGGUUGUGACAUCAAGGCUCAAUCUGUGGAUCAGCAGGACUCAGGAGUCUGGUGAACAGGACCCUCAGGAGCUGCGGCAGGAGACAGCGGCCACCAGGAGGACCCAGUGGGGAAAGAAGGCGGACUCGGCCCUGGACGCCGAGGUGUGACCAGCCCUGCCGGGAGAGACUGCGAAUCGAGGCUCAGGGCCUCCCUCCCACGUCCGCACCCCCACUGCCCUGCUCCCUGUCUGCCUCUGGACCCGGAGCCGGAGCCUCAGCCAGCGCCCCCCAGCCCCACCUCCGGGGCGCGGUCCCUGGGACUCAGCGUCAGCCUGCCGGUCACCCUGAGCCUCAGCGUCCCAUCCAGGGACAUCUGCUUCCUGGUCAGUCCAGGGUGAGGGCAGCGCUCCCCGCAGGACUCUGGAGCCACCUGUCUGACUGCUCCUCACAGGUGUCUCACUGUCACUGAGGCCUGGCUCCCUGCUUCGUCCCUGGGCUUGUCCCCGCUGGCCGAGGCCCUGCGGGAGCUGCACUGCCUUCCAUCACCCGCUCCCCCCCAUCACGGCCCUGCCGCCCGCCCUGGCCGGACCCCAGUGCCUUUCCUCGCCCCUCACGCCCCCUUCUCAGGAAAGAUCCGAUAAACUCAUUCACUCUCAGGUGUAAGUGACGAAUAAACAAACAUCCCUCAAAACUGA